This is a messenger RNA of Struthio camelus australis, 5430 nucleotides long. NCBI's taxonomy places the organism in Eukaryota, Metazoa, Chordata, Aves, Struthioniformes, Struthionidae. The record is from RefSeq and is a predicted model, not a curated record.
AUGCGCGGAGCGAAUGCGGAAAGCAACGGCCGGAACCGACGCUCCGCGCUGCCCGCGCGGGGGGGCGUCGCGCGGGGGCGCCGGGGCUGGACGCGGGGCGGCGCGAUCCUUCUCGGCCUCUCCCGCCUCAGAGUGCAGAACAAGAAGCUGUAUCUCGCCACCUUCGCUGCUGUCUUGGGACCUCUUAGCUUUGGCUUCGUGCUAGGCUAUAGCUCACCUGUUAUUCCAGAGCUGAGUAAAGCCGACGAUCCUAGACUAAGACUGGACGGUAAUCAAGCGUCGUGGUUUGGGUCUGUAGUAACAUUAGGAGCUGCUGCUGGAGGAAUACUGGGAGGCUAUCUUGUGGAUAAAGUUGGGAGAAAACUGAGUCUAAUGCUGUGCUCGAUACCAUAUGUUUCUGGAUAUAUAGUUAUUAUUUCUGCUCAGAAUAUUUGGAUGCUUUAUUUUGGAAGAAUAUUGACCGGCUUGGCCAGUGGAAUUACUUCACUUGUUGUUCCGGUGUAUAUUUCUGAAGUAUCUCAUCCUAAAGUUCGUGGUAUGCUUGGCUCUUGUGUUCAACUGAUGGUGGUGACUGGCAUACUGGGAGCCUACAUUGCAGGAAUAACACUAAAAUGGCGCUGGCUGGCAGUGUUGUGUUCUUUCCCAUCCUGCAUAAUGCUUUUGUUCAUGUCCUUCAUGCCUGAAACACCAAGAUUUCUGCUGAAUCAGAACAAACGUUCAGAAGCCAUAGCUUCUUUACGGUUUCUUCGGGGACCACAUGUGGAUCAUGAAUGGGAAUGUAGGCAGAUUGAAGCUAAUGUUGAGGAGGAGGGAUUGAGUUUCUCAGAGUUCAAGAACCCUUCAAUCUACAGGCCACUUCUUAUUGGUGUGGCUCUGAUGUUCUUCCAGCAAGUAACAGGCAUUAAUGCAGUUAUGUUUUAUGCGGAAACUAUCUUUGAAGAUGCAAACUUCAAGGACAGCAGAAUGGCCUCCGUUGUUGUGGGUUCCAUACAAGUAUGUUUCACUGCAGUGGCUGCGCUUAUCAUAGAUAAAACUGGACGAAAAGUACUGCUUUACAUAUCUGGGAUCAUCAUGGCUCUCAGUACUGCAUUGUUUGGGUUUUACUUUAAAAUGGUCCUUCCAAAUCCAAACAACUCAUCACAUCCUGAUCUACUUUUAAAUACAGUAGCCCCAGGAACAGAAAGCAACCUAUCCUGGCUCGCUGUAGUGAGCCUAGGGCUCUUUGUUGCGGGUUUUGCCCUUGGCUGGGGUCCCAUCCCAUGGCUGGUGAUGUCUGAAAUUUUCCCACUUAAAGCUAGAGGCAUUUCCAGCGGUGCUUGUGUGUUAACAAACUGGGUUAUGGCCUUCUUGGUAACCAAGGAAUUUCAUGAUCUUGUAAAUUUCUUAACGUCCUGUGGCACAUUCUGGCUCUUCUCUGCCUUCUGUUGCAUGAAUGUAAUUUUUACAGCCUUUUAUGUUCCUGAAACAAAAGGACGGACCCUGGAACAAAUUGAAGCCUACUUCAGAAGAUCUUAAACCUGAGGCUCUUAUAUAGAUACGAAACUUCUGUAUCAUGAAUUAUGGUACCAUUGUUAAAACUAUCUGCAUCACUUGGCAGACUUCUGAGUGACACAAUUUGAUUUGAGAAAAAAUCUGAUUUUUAUUAAAAAAAAAAAAAAAAAGGGAAUGUGCACACACUUUAGCAUUUCUGCCUAUUAAUUGUAGUACACAUUCUCACUUGUACAGGUCUUGGACGUAUUCUUUUUCCCUAGUUCCUGUGUUCCCUUCACCUGGUCCAGACUGAAUAUAAUGAACAGGCAAGAACGCUAAAUGUUUUGGCGAGUUUUUUUUUUUUUUUUUUUUUUGGGGGGGAGGAAAGAUGUAAAUAAAGAUCUAAAUUUGCAAAAUUUAAUUCCUUUGCCCCAGUACACAUGUGAUGCUGACUUCUUUUAUGGCAUAUGCUACAGAGAAGAAAUUAAUGACAUAGCCUAGGUAAUGUGAACUUCAGCCUACUAUGACUUUUUUUUUUGGACCUGCUUGCAUGUCUGGGAUUUCUGACCAUGGAAUAAUGACCAUGGAAGUCUUUAUCCUGACUAGAUAUGAAGGCUCUGCUUUCAUGUGUAUUAGCAUUAAGCUGUCUUUUGAGAUGCUGGAGUUUGUAAGUUCAUCAAGACCUCAAAAAGCUGCCUUGAGCUAGCACAGCUGAAUUACCAUACUUGUGUAACAGCUGCUAACUCUGUGGUUGCAUCGCGAUUGCAUGAUGUUUGUAAAUAUUGGAAUGGCCUUAAACAAGUUUCUCUCACUGAAAACUUUAUGAAAAGAGGGGAAAAAUUACAGAAGACGACCAUUGCUGCUAUACUUCUGGUGUGGGAUUUAUUCUAAGAUCCGUAUAGCAGGACAAAAGCAGAAUCUCAUUGCUGACUGAAGGCAGCUAGGGUCUUUUGUCUGAUCUUGUAGUAACAUGAAUAGCCUCUUUGGGCUUGUGUUUCCAGGUAGCAGCUGAUGCAUGUCCCUGUUUUUCAGGACAUGUCAACAGAAACUGUUGUAUCAGCAAAGUAAGUUUCAGCUCAUUUUGCUUAAAGAAAUGACAGUAGUUGACGUCCUGUCUUAAGAGCUAUUCCAGGGUGAAGCAUCUUCAAAAGCGUAACUACUGUUUGGUUUUAAAUUUUGCCAGACAGUUUUUUCCUAUGAAUGACAAGUUAGCUAGGAAUGAAUUUAAGUUAUGAGAAAGGGUUUAGCUUUCACCACAAUAUAUUUCAGAAUUGAGUCAAAAGUAUCUCUUUUCCAGAGGUCUUAAGGAGGGGGGAAAAAAAAAAAAAAAAACACAACUCUUAGAAUGAGAGUGUACCAUUUGCAAAGGGAAAAAAAUAUAUCUUUUGCAGUGUCAAUUUAAGGGGCACAGUUCUGCAACUAAAGGAGGUUUCUGAAAGUCUGAAAGACCUCUGGAGACUCUUGCCAACUCCACACAGAUGCUGGAUAUGGUCCUGUCAAUGAUGUGUUAUGGUCAGGCCUCAAAUACUAAUGUCAUUGGUGUGAAACAGCACUUGCAUAAAUGAAUUGUAUCCUCUGAAACACAAGUCUCUACAGAGUAUAAACGGUGGAAACAGUAAUCCAGGGUUGUCUACCCUAGGUCCAUACUACCUGUUCCCUUUUAAUUUCUGUUGCUUAAUGAACCGAGUUUAGAAAAGUAAUUAGUCCUGCAAGUGCAAAACAAGUAAGUGAUGUCAAAUUUAUUGUUUAUUAUAUAUGAAGGAAUAAAUGGUGUCUGUUACCACUGCAGAAAGGUAAUACAUUGCACUUCUUAAAACAGUUCUAGCUGUGAUAGGAAUGUCUCUGUGGGAUACUACAUCUAGAACACAAAACAUACACGCUGUCAUAUGACAUUAAAAACAAUGGCAAUACAUCAAUUUUUAAGACAAGUGGUGGUAGAUAGUUUUUCAUCACAGAAAUUUUAGCAACAGUCUUAACAAUAUGCAAUUAUUAAAGUACAAAGCAAUCUGCUAACAUUCAAAGACUUCAUUAAAACUGACAUUUCAAGUUGAUAACACUUUUUGUACAAACCUUUAGAGACAACAUUUUCAUUCAACCAGAUAAAUACCUAACAAAGCUAUAAAUAAAUAUGCAAAAAAUACUCUUAAAUUUUUCUCUUCAAAUCAUGUCUUAAUGUAAUUUUUUUAAGUAGCAAACAGUAGUUAGUCAGUUGCAGGUCAGCAGCAAAGUGAAGCAGCUAGGUAUUGUGCAGCCUGGCAAAGUUACUGUGCUCUCCUAUAUGUUAACAGUAAAAAUACUUCCUUUCCUGCAUGCUAGAAUGAAUGUUUGCUGCAGCCUGUCACAUUUUCCGUAUCAUUACUAUUAGGUCUUUAGUUCUCAGCAUAUAGGUUAUGCCCUCAUAAAAAUUAGGCAGGUUAUUAGAAAAUACUGCUUUAACAUAAUUGACGGACACUGGCCAUAUGAACUGUGACACCAAAGUGUUAACAAUGGUAUUAGUAAGGUACUUAGUUUCGUACAUAGACAGCAACAAAAGUGGUACGGCAACACCUUUUCAUUUGCAAAUGGGAUGGUUUGUUUUCAGCUCAAGUUAUGUUAGAUUCUUAGUACUUUUAUUCAUUUAAAACUUGUGAUAGACAGCACAAACAUUAAAAAAAAAAAAAAAGUAUGUCCCAAAUGCAGGAAAAAAACCCAGCAGAGCUGGCUGGGAAAGCACCUGCAGCUGAAAGUACAAGUUAUAAAUGCACACCUUUGGGAAACCAUGUACUAGCAUGAAAGUAAGUAAGUGGCUUAUCCUACAUAAAACGUACUGGCAGAACAGCAGAAAGUAAAUGGCAGGAGCAGCAACUUUGAGCAUAUGUAACAGGUUAGGCCAUAGUGUUGCUCUUCCUGUGGGUCCUACCUAAAUGGUUGACUGGGCCCCACCAUACUAAGAACUGCUUAAAUAGUUACACAAUGGCCUAGUACUCAAUAUUUCAUUUGAAUCUCGCAGGCAGUAACAAAUAUUUAUGAGACCUAUUUGUGUGGCUUACAGGUGUUUAUAAAUAGUCUUGUACAGGCACACUACUCAUUCUGGCUGCUACUUGCAUGCUCUAUGUUAUGCACUUAAAAACAGCAAUAAUUAAAUGCCCCAAACUCAGGAAGGGCUGUAAUCAGAACCAGACCACUUUUUCUUUGCAAAACAAGCAAUUGAAGGUAUUGGUCACAUGCAUCCAUUCUUUCUAGUGUUUAUAUUUCUGCCUUUUGGCCUUGAUAGCACCUACCCCUUCCAAGUUGCACUUGUGUCUUUAUCUCUCCUUAGAAGGAAGAGUUUUGUUAGUUUCAUUUUUCAAACAUUCAUAAAAUUAAUGUGUACUGCAUGUAACUCAUGGCACAGCCUGAGGCUGUUAACCCACAGAAACCACAUCCUUGGACAGUGGCUGUUUGUCCAGUUGUGCCAGCAGUUUCACACGAUUGUGCACUAAUCUAUUUUAGGUAUGACAAAUGUGAUUAAGGUCCUCUAUGGAAUUUGGUUCUAGUGGCUUGUGUCACAACAAAAUUGGAACAUCGCUACUGUGCUCUCUCUCCCGGCUACUUACACGCCAGGCUGCUCUCCUACAGUCAUAUGUAAUAGCUACAUGUACACUGCCCUAAGGCCUCAGCUACCAUCUCUGGGAGUCAUAUAGCCAAAGUAAUGUCACCUGACCCCUUCCCAUGUCCUUUUGAUAGGUCUGAUAUUAGCCCCACAUGCCUGCAAGCCAUGCUGAUUAAUUAUAGAAGCAAAAACUCAAGAAGUGACAGUCUUGUUAAGGCACUUAACUGCAUACAUUAGGAAUAAAGACAGGUAAAAUUUUUUUCAGUGUUCAGAUCCUGUCUGUCCUAUAUGAGUAGUAGUCUUUUAGGACCAGAAGGUAUCAAUGUGACCUGCUAACAUUAAGUAAGUUAAGUUACAGCAUAAAAUUAGGAUUAGGAGAAAAAAAAAAA